This is a messenger RNA of Tripterygium wilfordii, 1999 nucleotides long. RefSeq names its product UDP-glycosyltransferase 75C1-like. NCBI's taxonomy places the organism in Eukaryota, Viridiplantae, Streptophyta, Magnoliopsida, Celastrales, Celastraceae. Gene Ontology annotation, molecular function: UDP-glycosyltransferase activity. The transcript has a single exon. The coding region runs from base 259 to 1713 and encodes 484 amino acids. The record is from RefSeq and is a predicted model, not a curated record.
GUCACAAACCACAGAAAAUAUCAAUGGAUCUAGUCAUCUAGCAAAGUGAUACUAGAGAAAAUCUUCCUCGAGAUUUUUCUUGGACACAAGACAAAAAGCUUAAUUUCUAUCUUGAAGUAGUGUCUCAAAUCAUCUCAAAGAAUAGGUAGUUUCCAAAAUCUAAAUCAUUCAUCCCUAUAUCUCAUCACCUCAGACGUCAUCUUUUAUGUCUAUGUCCUGUAUCCUUCUUGAAAUCUCUCAGUUCUAUCCCAAUCAUGCAUGUGCAUACAAUACAUAUAUGUUUGUAGGAUCCUCAGUCCUCACCACAACCUCGAAUUCACUCAUACCAACCAGACAAUGGCUCAACCUCACUUUCUCCUUGUAGCAUUCCCUGCCCAAGGCCACAUAAACCCUGCCCUUGAGUUUGCGAACCGUCUUAUACUCAAUGGUGCAUGUGUUACUAUGGUCACCUGUAUCUCUGCACGACAGCGCAUGACCAAGAAGUUGGUUCCGGACAGCUUGGCAAUUGCAUUGUUCUCUGAUGGCUAUGAUGAUGGGUUCGAGGCGACUGAUGAUGACGAUGCUCCUAAUCGGUACUUGUCUGAGGUAAAGCGACGGGGCUCGCAGUAUAUCACUGAACUGAUAAAGGCAACUGCUGGAAAUGGAGGGCACCCAUUUACUUGUUUGGUGUACACUUUACUCAAUACAUGGGUGGCAGAGGUGGCAAGAAGGUUUCAGCUCCGUUCAGUGCUUCUUUGGGUUCAGCCGGCGACAGUUUUGGACAUUUAUUACUACUUCUUUAGUGAGUAUGCUGAAGAUAUCUCCAAUAGUAGCAGCAAUGGUGAUCGGGUUGAACUACCAGGAUUACCAACACUCGAUAGCCAUGAUCUUCCCUCUUUUCUGCUCCCUUCCAAUACCUACACUUUUGGACUUCCAUCGUUUCGAGAGCAGCUAGAGAGGUUGUCUGAGGAAACCAAGCCGACAAUACUUAUCAACACCUUUGAUGCAUUAGAAUCUGCGGCCUUGAAAGCCAUUGAAAGCUUUAUUAUGGUAGGAAUAGGACCAUUGAUUCCAUUAAUUGAGAAAGAUUCAAGCAAUGACUUGAAGGAAGAUUAUAAGGAGUGGUUGAAUUUGAAGCCCAGCACCUCGGUUGUUUUCGUAUCGUUCGGAAGUAUUGCUGUGUUAUCCAAGCAACAACAGGAAGAACUCGAACGUGGGUUGCUGGAUAGCAAGCAUCCUUUCUUGUGGGUGGUAAGAGAACAAGAAGAAAAAGAGAAACUGAGUUGCAGAGAAGAGUUGGAGCGACAAGGAAUCAUAGUUCCAUGGUGUUCUCAGGUGGAGGUUUUGUCCAAUCCAUCAAUAGGAUGUUUUGUAUCCCAUUGUGGAUGGAACUCGACCUUGGAGAGCUUGGCUGCAGGAGUGCCAAUGGUGGCAUUACCACAGUGGGUGGAUCAACCCACAAAUGCAAAGAUGGUCGAGGAUGUGUGGAAAACCGGGGUGAGGGUUGUAUACAAUGAGGAAGGGAUAGCUCAAGGAGAUGAGAUCAAGAGAUGCUUGGAGAUGGUCAUGGGAGGAGAAAAAAGUGAGGAACUGAGAAGGAAUGCAAGGAAAUGGAAACAUUUGGCAGCAGAGGCUGUAAAGGAUGGAGGAUCUUCGGAUAAAAACCUUAAGGCUUUUGUUAAUGAGGUUAGACAAGAAUCUCAGACAAGAAGUUGGGAUUCCAACUUACAGUGAUAGCAUACACAGGAUUCAACUAGGCAGACACGGAAUUCAAAUUACAACUUGCAUACAUAGCAGCAGAAGAAUUUCUAUGUUUCAUGCUUAUCAGUAAAAUAAAGGAAGAAUUUAGAUAACUAUUGUACAUUAUUAAAGUAAUGCAUUGUAUACAGCCUCCGCCUCAAAUCUGAUCAACUAGAUCUGACCACAUGAUCUUAGAACAAUACAUUCAUGAUAAAGAAGUUUUCCAGCAUAUGUAUCAAGACAAUUUUGCCAAGAAAUUUCAUUCUGAAAUUAACCUCGA